This is a messenger RNA of Gekko japonicus, 3756 nucleotides long. RefSeq names its product BRCA1 interacting protein C-terminal helicase 1 (gene BRIP1). The record is from RefSeq and is a predicted model, not a curated record. The coding region runs from base 1 to 3756 and encodes 1251 amino acids. Gene Ontology annotation, cellular component: nucleus. Gene Ontology annotation, molecular function: ATP binding; DNA binding; DNA helicase activity. The transcript is spliced from 20 exons. Gene Ontology annotation, biological process: nucleotide-excision repair; double-strand break repair involved in meiotic recombination. NCBI's taxonomy places the organism in Eukaryota, Metazoa, Chordata, Lepidosauria, Squamata, Gekkonidae.
AUGGCUUCGACAGUAUCCGAGUACACUAUUGGGGGAGUGAAAAUUCUCUUCCCUUGCAAGGCCUAUCCUUCACAGUUGGCUAUGAUGAACGCAAUUGUCAAGGGGCUGAACUCCCAGCAGCACUGCUUGUUGGAGAGCCCCACAGGAAGUGGGAAAAGCUUGGCAUUGCUAUGCUCAGCAUUGUCGUGGCAACGGUCUCUGUACGAAAAGCCACCCAGUGAGUGGUCAUGCUUAAAGGAAUGCAAGACGUCGGAGCCCGUGAUGCGGUGUUGCUGUAAUUGUCAUGCAGAACCCAGAGUUCAGGACCAGAGCAGUGCAGGGUCGAACCAAGGCAGUUGCUCUUACUUCACCGACAACGGAACCAACAGGCCCCUGAGUAGUGGAACCACGCUGAGAAAUGGAGAAGAGACCACAAAAAUCACACUUUCUUCAAAACUGUCUGCAAAGAAGCAAGCGUCUUUACAUGAAGGUGAAGAUGAUUUUAAAGCAGAUAGGAAAAGAAUUCGUUCACUAGAAACAGAGGAACAGGCUAGGAAACGAAAUCGACUAGCCAAAGGAGCGCAGUUAGUGGACGCUUUAGAAGUUUAUCAGCAGCAGAGAAAUGGGGAAUUGACCGUGUGCUCAAAGAAACCAGUACGUAGUUCUUCUGCUAUGACUCCUUCUAGCUCCUGCACUCAGUGUUCCUGUUCUAUGGAGGAAAAUGCCAAAGCUGGUGUUGAGGUAAAGAAAACAGAAAAUGCAGGGAAGCCAUUUAUCCCGAAGAUAUUUUUUGGAACACGAACGCACAAACAGAUCGCUCAGAUCACUAGAGAACUGAGGAGGACGGCAUAUUCUAGCACCCGUAUGACAAUUCUGUCCAGCAGAGACCAUUCCUGUGUUCACCCAACAGUAUCUGGUUGUAGCAACAAGAAUGAAAAAUGCGUAGAGUUGCUAGAAGCAAAAGAUGGCACAUCUUGUUCUUACUACCAUGGAGUCUAUAAGCUUAGUGAACAUCACAAUUUACAAGUUGCCCGUAAGAAAUCUCAGGCUUGGGACAUUGAAGAUUUAGUGAGCCUGGGGAAGAAGCUGCGUUCCUGCGCCUAUUUCGCAGCUCGGGAGCUCAUGGUGGAAGCUGAGAUCGUGUUUUGCCCUUACAACUAUCUUCUAGACUCUCAAAUAAGAGAGAGCAUGGAGAUUGACUUAAAAGGCCAAGUGGUCAUUUUAGAUGAAGCUCAUAAUAUUGAGGACUGUGCGCGGGAAUCAGCCAGCUACAGCGUGACAGAAGCUCAGCUUAGAUUGGCUCGAGAAGAGCUGGAUGCCCUGGUGAACAGCAACAUUCGGAGGAAGGACCAUGAGCCUCUGCGGGCUGUCUGCUGCAGUCUGACAAAUUGGUUAAGGGAAACCUCUGGUCAGCUUGUAGAGAGAGGUUAUGAAACUUCUAGUAAAGUUUGGAAUGGACAGCAAAUGGUGGCGUUCUUGCACAAUAUGGGUAUAACCAAUGCUACAUUUCCCAUCUUACAGAAACAUCUUGCAGCUGCCCUUGAAAAGGAAGAAAGAAUAACACUGUUUCAUGGGAAAGAAGAGGUGGUUUUGGUUCCAGUUAUAAGUCCUUCAGCUCAGAUUACACUAAAAGGGCUGUUCAUGGUUCUCUCUUAUCUUUUAAAAGAAAAUCACAGGUAUGCGGAUGAUUAUAGAGUCGCCUUGCAGCAGACAUUUGUUUGGCGAAACGAAAGUACAGUUGACCCUGGAGAUGCCAACGGCCCUUUCGCACUAGCCAAAAGAAAAGCGCGACACAAAACAGCAGUACAGACGCUCAGCUUCUGGUGCUUGAAUCCUGCUGUGGCUUUCUCAGAUGUAAGUGACAACGUCAGAUCAAUUGUUUUGACCUCUGGAACACUUUCUCCGAUGGACUCAUUUUCUUCCGAGCUUGGUGUGAAAUUUUCCAUUCAACUUGAGGCGAACCAUGUUAUUCGGGACUCUCAGGUGUGGGUGGGGACUGUUGGAGCAGGCCCCAAAGGCCGGUCGCUGUGUGCUACUUUCCAGCAGGCAGAAACCUUUGAAUUCCAGGACGAAGUGGGGGCUCUCCUGCUGUCAGUCUGCCGGACGGUCGGGCAAGGGGUGCUGUGCUUUUUGUCAUCGUACAAGAUGUUAGAUAAACUGAAAGAUCGCUGGUUGCAUACUGGCUUGUGGGAGAAGCUGGAGCUGAUUAAGACUGUCAUUGUAGAGCCCAAAGGAGGUGAUAAAGCUGAUUUUGAUGACCUUCUGCAAAUAUACUAUGAUGCUAUAAAAUGUAAACAAGGAAAAGAUGGUGCCCUUCUUCUCGCUGUCUGCAGAGGCAAGGUCAGUGAAGGCCUGGACUUCUCUGAUGACAACGCUCGUGCUGUUAUAACAAUAGGGAUUCCAUUCCCAAAUGUGAAAGACCUUCAGGUUGAGCUGAAAAGGAAAUACAAUGAUCAGCACUCAAAAGCGAGGGGCCUUUUGCCAGGUAGCCAGUGGUAUGAAAUACAGGCCUACCGAGCUCUCAACCAAGCCCUUGGCCGGUGCAUUCGACACAGGAGUGACUGGGGCGCCCUGAUUUUAGUUGAUGACCGCUUCAGACGGAACCCCAAUAAAUACAUAGCCGGACUGUCAAAAUGGAUUCGUCAGCAAAUCCAGCAUCAUGAACACUUUGAGCAUGCGCUUGGUUCUUUGGAUACGUUUACUAAAAAAAACCAGAAGGGUGUUGAUUCCUCACUUCACAGCAAUGCUGAAUCUCUGUUCACACCUUCAAGUUUGACGGAUCCGUCAACGAGUUCCUUUUUGGAGGCCACUCUGCAUCUAUCGCCUGAUGUUCCUGUUGAAAGAGGAGCACAGAACUUGGUUCCAGAAACAUUGUCUGUUGUGGACAUCAACAUGAUUAAUCCAGCGAUGUCCAGCCAGUCACGCAAAAAAGAUUGCCCAUCUUAUCAGACAGUAAACCAAGAAAAUCUUACAGACUCCAAAUCCAAUUGUUCCACCGUUGGAAACAAGAGGGAGAAAGUAAGCAGUCGUCUCAUCUCUGGUAAUAUAAAGCAGUAUUUUAGCAAAAUGUUGACAUCAACACCUCUGCCUGCAAAGAGUAAGAAGAACGCUUCCAAAGCAACCAGGCAACCAGAGGGGCCAAUUGGCAAACCCUGCCAGCUUGCUACAAGUGAAUGCCAGCAGAAGCUGUCAUUGGCUGAAGCAGGCAAACCAAAUGAGCUUGCACCACACAGAGAAGCAAUUAGCGAGGCAAGAGAGGCAACUGGCUCAGUCGUUCAAGAAUAUACUGCUGAACGUCAGAUCUGCAUCUAUGAAGACAGGGGGGAUGUGGCUGUUUCUCCAGUGAGAGGGAACGCCGAACUGUCAGCAUCAGACAUAAAUGUGGAAGAAGAUGCUGGUGAUGACAGUAUUUAUUUCACUCCUGAACUUUACGAUGAGUCAGCAGAAGAGGAAAGUGAAUUGCUAGUGCACGCUUCUAGUGAUAUGGUGACUUUGUUAGAACUUGCUGAGUCUGUUGCAACUGAAGAGCCUCUGGAAAUAGGUGCCCCAAGCCCAGUAGAUACAGCGGUCGGAAUGCAAACCGAUGCAGCAGCAGAGACAGGGCACCAUGGAAUCGUGCAAAGUUAUAUGUGUUGUGAUGACAGUGCAGUCGGCACAGCUGUAUGUGGUGCUAGCAUAGGUGAAGCUGAGCAGAGAGAAGAGACCCAGAGGAGGAAAAGUAAACUUUCCAGAUCAAGAAACAAAGGUGUGUCUCUCUGUCAGUCAAGUGGUCAUUAG